GGAUGAAGGGAGGGAGGGAGUCAAAGAGGGGGGAGGAGGGGUGGGAGUGGCGCUGUCCGGAACCCAUCGACGUUCGCUCUCCGAUCGCUCGGAGCUUCGAGGGAGCGAGCUUCCAGGGGGUUUUAUAGGGGACUAGUCGUGUUCUCCGGGGAUCGAUCGCGCUGAGUUCGGGGCUUCGAGCUCUACUUUACUCCUGGAUUCUCCUUCGGCUAUGCUCUCGGGUGGGGUCGUUGGGCUUUUGCUUCGACCGUAAGGAUUGGAGGGUUGGUUGGUGGUUUGGAUUGUUUUGGGUGGUUGAAUUCUUGGGCUCUUUCUUCGUUCUAGAAAGAUUUUAGGUCAGAUUGGAUUGGGUUAGAUUUAGGUUUUGUUUUGAGCUUUGUGUGGUUGGUUUGGGAUCUGGGUUUGGAUUUUACCGGUUUUAAGGCUUUGUUAGUCUAUUUGUGAGUGGUGGUGGAGGUAAGAGGACGAUGGUGGUGGAUGGGGAGUAGAAGAGGUGGUGCUGGUGUGGAAGAUGUUAAGGAGGCAGCGCCAGGGAUGCCGAGCUUCGUUUCAUCGCUGCCUGGUGCUCAUCAGAU
Molecule: messenger RNA, 575 nt
Organism: Elaeis guineensis (African oil palm)
Lineage: Eukaryota; Viridiplantae; Streptophyta; Magnoliopsida; Arecales; Arecaceae
Source: RefSeq, a predicted model, not a curated record